AGACUGUCUCUGAGAAUAGAGGUGAUCAUACCAAAUUCCCAUUUUCCAGCUUGCCAGUGUAGAACAAAGCCCUUUAGUUCAAACAUCCCGUUAAACACAUCCUCAGUCUAAAACAUAUUUGAGCUGAAAGGCAGAAGGUGAGCCACUGCCUAACAAGCAAAUACACAAUGCUUCUUACUUCCGCCCAUUUGUCCACUUUUUGACACAAAUCAAACAAAUAUAAUCCUCCGUUUGACUCUGAGACCAGCGCAUACAUUUCUAUCUGUGAAGUAUCACGUCGGACAAAAGGCGUUGGGAAACCACAACCCCUGGACACAGUGUACCCAGGGCGAGCACGGUGCAAAGUAAACACAGAGAUACAGCACCUAACGGAACGUUACCAUGGCAGGGCAAUGUAUGGAGGGGUAUAAAAACACCGAAAGCCAAUGAAUGCAUCUAACUCACGGGCAGAGAUCGAAGCAGGCAUAACAAAAAGGCAGCGGUGCUAUACGGAACAAUGAAGCUGUUGGUCUUGGUUUUAUCCGCCGUCCUGCUGUUUACAGCUGGCGAGGCCCUGAACUGCCACCGCUGCGUCCCCAAACGGGCCGGAGAAGACUGCGCGCUGAGCGUAGAGACCUGCAAACCAGGGAAGGACGCCUGUGCUGCAGCCCAGUUCCUCAGAGAGCCACGUGGCCAUUAUCAGAAAUGCAUGGCUUUGUCCGACUGCAAAAUGCUGAAGAUGAAUGCUUACAUUGACAUGAAAUGUUGUACCGAGGACAUGUGCAACACCUUAUAAGAUGCCAAGCCAAAAAUACGGGAAAGUGUUUCCCCUGAAGGCCCCUUCAGCAGAAUGCAGCUGCAGGCAGCUUCCAGGUGCGAAACACAAAAUCUGGUAUUUUUAGAGAAACGUACUGUGUAAUCCCAACUCCUCGAUGAUUAAAGACAUAAAAAAAGAAAA
Menidia menidia (Atlantic silverside) is the source of this 937-nucleotide messenger RNA. The record is from the annotation of a GenBank genome assembly. NCBI's taxonomy places the organism in Eukaryota, Metazoa, Chordata, Actinopteri, Atheriniformes, Atherinopsidae.